Messenger RNA from Arabis nemorensis, 1851 nucleotides. Lineage: Eukaryota; Viridiplantae; Streptophyta; Magnoliopsida; Brassicales; Brassicaceae. The record is from the annotation of a GenBank genome assembly.
AUGUAUACAAAGAGAGCAUUGUUUCGCAGAGCAAAUUCUGCUCUGGAAUCUCCUUCUUCCUCUGAAUCGGUCAUAAGGAUCCGUAAAUUUCUGAGCACGGCGGUUGAAAGGUUAGAUUUUGGAGACCCUCAUGGAUAUCGGGUCGAGGACUCAUCAGCUACAAGUGAUUGUGCCAAAGAAUGUGAGGGAAGCCAGGAACGAACUGAGAGCUGUGGACAAGUUACUCAAAGUGUUGUUGAGUUUCAACACUCGAACAACAAGAGUCAGACUUUGGUUUUGAAUCACGACCGGUCAUGGCAGCAGAAUCUUAGUAUGUCUGAUUAUCAAGGAAACCGGCAAAAUCCAAGCUCCGGGGCAAACUCUGGCUCGUCUUGGCAUUCAGGUAAGACUUUUGAUUGCAACAUACAUGACAAGGUUGAGGAAUUUGAUGCAUUUUGCGACCAAGAUAAUCUAAGAAUGGCCCUUAGUUCUAUGAAAAAACUGGAAAUGAUGGGUCAUUAUUUGGAUUUGGCUAGACUUUUAAGGUUAGCACAGCUAUGUGGGGAAGAACAAGUUUUUCAGGAAGCCCAUGAUUUACAAGAAGCCAAGGUGGCUGUUCACAGAAAGAUUAGUGCUUCAAUUUACCAUUUAGAUGAGAACCAUUUAAAGUAUCAUACUGACGUUGUGAUUGAGGAAUUUGAUGCGUUUUGUAAACAAGGUAAGGUGAAAAAGGCCCUCAAUGCUAUAGAUACAUUGGCAAGUAUGAGUCACGUUGUGGGUUUAACUAGACUUGUAAGAUUAGCAAAGCGAUGUGGGGAAGCAGAGGCUGUACAAGAAGCCAAGGCUGUUCAUGGGAGGAUUAGUGUUUCAGUUUGUCAUUUAGAUGUGAGUUCCUAUCAUGUACUGAUAGAAAUGUAUUCCAACUGUGGGUUGGUGGAUGAAGCAUUGAGUGUUUUUGAGAAAAUGCCUGAGAAAAACUUGGAGACUUGGUGCAGUAUCAUAAGAUGUCUUGCAAAUAACGGCGCGGGAGAAGACGCUAUUGAUAUGUUUACUCGCUUUAAAAACGAAGGAAACAAACCUGACGGACAGCUAUUCAGAGGAAUAUUCUAUGCAUGUGGUGUGCUAGGUGAUGUUGAUGAGGGAUUAUUGCAUUUUGAGUCAAUGGUAAAAGACUAUGCUAUCAUUCCCUCCAUGGAACAUUAUGUAAGCAUCGUUGAGAUGUUUGCAUUACCUGGUUUUUUAGAUGAAGCUUUAGAAUUUGCUGAGAAAAUGCCAAUGGAGCCAAAUGCUGAAGUAUGGGAAACAUUGAUGAACCUUUCUCGGGUACAUGGGGAUCUAGAGCUUGGAGAUCGGUGUGCUGAGAUUGUUGAGGAGUUAGACCCUACACGGUUAAAGAAACCGUCAAGGGAGGGUUUUCUACCAGUUAGGGCAUCAGAUGUUGUGAAAGAGACUAUAAAGAAAAGGCCGCAAGUUCAUGGUCUUUACGGAAUCAGUGGGCGGCAUGAAUAUAAAGCGGGGGAUACCAAUCUUCCUGAGAACGAUGAACUUUUCGAGUUAUUAAGGAAUUUAAAGAAGCAUAUGGUAGAGAUGGGCUAUGUCGCUCGUACAAAACUGGCUUUGCAUGAUGUAGACGAAGAGAGUAAAGAGGCUGCACUUCUUAGUCAUAGCGAGAGAAUAGCUUUUGCUCGUGGUGUUCUCAACUCCGCACCCCGUACUUCUUUCAUUGUGAUAAAAAAUCUUCGUGUUUGUGGUGAUUGCCAUAACGCAUUGAAGAUUAUGGCAGAUAUAGUUGGUAGAGAAGUAGUAAUGCGAGAUGUAAAGAGAUUCCACCAUCUUAAAAACGGAGCUUGCAGCUGUAGAGACUAUUGGUGA